Messenger RNA from Loxodonta africana (African savanna elephant), 2379 nucleotides. RefSeq names its product PNMA family member 3 (gene PNMA3). The record is from RefSeq and is a predicted model, not a curated record. The coding region runs from base 1 to 1329 and encodes 442 amino acids. The transcript has 2 exons. Gene Ontology annotation, molecular function: nucleic acid binding; zinc ion binding. Lineage: Eukaryota; Metazoa; Chordata; Mammalia; Proboscidea; Elephantidae.
AUGCCGGUGGCCAUGCUGCAGGACUGGUGCCGUGGGGAGCACUUGGACAUCCAGAGGGCCCUGCUCAUCCUGGGCAUCCCUGAGGACUGUAGCGAGGUGGAGCUGGAGGAGACGCUGCAGGCGGCACUCCGGCGCCUGGGCAAGUAUCGGGUCGUCGGCAGGAUGUUUAGGAGGGAGGAGAAUGCCCAGGCUUUUCUCCUGGAGCUGGCGCGAGACAUUGACUAUGCUCUGGUCCCCAGGGCAAUACCAGCAAAGGGGGGCCCCUGGGAAGUGAUUGUAAAGCCCCGCAACUCAGACGGCGAAUUUCUCAACCGACUGAACCGCUUCCUAGAGGAGGAGAGGCGCUCAGUGGCUGACAUGAACCGUGUACUUGGGUCUGGCCCCGCCUACCCGGCCCCUGGAAUGGCCAUCUCCCCUGAAUUCUGGGCCUGGGCACAAACCCUGGGGGCGGCGGUGCAGCCUCUGCUAGAACAAACGCUGUACCGAGAGCUCCGCGUGUUCUCUGGGCACACCGUGUCCAUCCCUGGGGCGCUGGCCUUUGACGCCUGGCUGGAGCACACCACCGACGUGCUUCAGAUGUGGCAGGUGCCGGAGGGGGAAAAGAGGCGGCGGCUGAUGGAAUGCUUGCGGGGCCCCGCGCUGCAGGUGGUCAGCGGGCUGAGAGCGAACAACUCGGCAGUCACGGUGGCGGAGUGCCUGGCGGCACUGCAGCAGGUAUUUGGGCCUGUGGAGAGCCGCAAAAUCACCCAGGUGAAGUUUUGCAAGGCCCGCCAGGAGAUAGGAGAGAAGGUGUCUAGCUUUGUGGUCCGUUUAGAACCCCUGCUCCAAAGAGCUGUAGAGAAAAAUGCCAUCUCCCGAAGGAAUGUCAACCAGGCUCGGCUGAAGCAAGUCCUAGGUGGGGCCACACUUCCUGACAAACUCCGAGACAGGCUGAGGCUGAUGAAGCAGCGGCGGAGGCCUCCGGGCUUCCUGGCCCUGGUCAAGCUCCUUCGGGAAGAGGAGGAGUGGGAGGCCACUGUGGGGUCAGAGAAGCCGGAGGAGCCUGCCGGCAGUGGGGAUACUGCUCAGGUGAGGCCUGCCCAGGGCUCCCGGCGCAGGCGGGGCAGAGGCCACCGGCGGCGCCGGGGAGGGGCCCAAGCUGGCCCUGCAGGCCCAGAGGAACGGAGACGCCACACAUUCUGCUAUGGCUGCGGGGAGGAUGGCCACAUCAGGGCGAAGUGUAGCAAUCCCCAGAACCUGCCCCUGGCCAAGGAGACAAAAGAGACACUGGAAGAAGGGGAAGGGGAGCCCCAGGCAGACAGCAGGGGGCAACAGUGGAACCAGGGCUGAGCCCCCUCCCCCAGUGCCAGUGGGAAGGGACUCUGCUGACCAAACCACUUGUGGUUCCAGGAAGCCCAGGAGCAAGGCACGGAGGAGGAGGAGGAGGAGGGGCCGGAGACCACCCAGCAGGUGGGGGUUCAGUGUGAUGGGUGGGGAGUCCGAUUCUGGGACUGAAGAGGUCGCAGCUGGGGGCUCAGACCUGGGACUCAGCCCCUUCUUUGGGCACCCCCCUGACACCCACCUUGUGGACUCUGAGCUGAGGAUGACCACUGGUCCCCAGGCCAUGGGGGGCCUGGAAGAGCUUUCCUCAGGGCCACCACAGUUGGGGGUGGGACCACCCCUGCCACGAGGAGCCAGCGCUGGAGAGGGAGAGCAGCGUGGCCCAGAGGUAAUGCCCUGGAGAGGAGACCACAGGGUGAACCCCGUCUUCGGGAUAUCUACACUGCCCUAGGAGAGCCCCGGGUAGGCAGCACCCUGGAGCUCCUGCGCCCCUGAGGGCAGCAGACACCCAGGUCCAGAGCCCAGUGCAGGCCAACCCUCUCCUGGCCUGCAGCCUGGAGGGUGUGGUGAGGAGCACAGACUGUCAGGAGAGGACCAUGAGGCCAGAGCCCGGCUCAGGUGUAGGGGGCUCUGGAGGCCUGGUGGACCAGUGACCCCACAGCUGGCUUCCUGUCAGUGGGCGUGAGAGCAGCUUUGGGCAGGAGGAAGAGGAGGAGGAAGGGGGCUUGGGGGGGGUGUCUUUUGUUCUGCUUGUUUGUGCAGGACCAUGAAGAUGGGAGCAAACAGGCGAGGAGAACCUGAGACUUUCCUGGCCAACCAGACCUCCAGCAUUUUUGCCACCCAGGCCACUGCCCUGGUCUGGGAGAUGAUAGGGGGAGGCAGUCAUUUCUAGGGGGCCAGCUGCCUGGUCUCCCAAGAAGGGGACCCCCUUCACCACCCCUUGGGGUGGGCUGCCCCCUGUUCUGGGAAGCCCCCCUGUAUCUCUGUAGGCCUCGUAGUUACCCACGUGUCAGGCGAAUACCCACCCCCACAUCCACCACCCAACCACCCACCCUUCCU